Aphidius gifuensis is the source of this 2119-nucleotide messenger RNA. Its product is annotated as arylsulfatase B-like. The coding region runs from base 123 to 1877 and encodes 584 amino acids. The record is from RefSeq and is a predicted model, not a curated record. The transcript has 7 exons. NCBI's taxonomy places the organism in Eukaryota, Metazoa, Arthropoda, Insecta, Hymenoptera, Braconidae.
AAGCUCGGCACAACUUUUAAGUCUCUCAGUGUGCCCGAUCGCUCAAAUCUCGACGUUGCCCUUGAUUUUAGGUUUGGCUGAUAAUUUUUCUCAGUCAACAUUAAUAUAUUUUUUUAAUAACUAUGAGAGUUAAUCGGAUUCUUUGUUCACACUGUGUACUGUUUUUAUUAUUAUUGUGCCUCAAAUUCAUCAAUGGGCAAUAUCAGGCCUCACCACAUAUCAUUGUCUUCAUGGUUGACGAUUUGGGAUGGAAUGAUGUUGGUUUCCAUGGAUCCAAUCAAAUACCAACUCCUAAUAUUGACGCAUUGGCUUACAAUGGAAUAAUUUUGAAUCGACACUAUGUUCAGCCAUCUUGCACACCAACAAGAGCUGCCUUCUUCAGUGGCAAAUAUCCUCUUCGUAUGGGCAUGCAAGGACAAGGUAUCAUGGGUGGUGAAACUCGGGGUUUGCCUUUGGGGGUCAGACUUCUCCCAGAAUAUCUCCGAGACUAUGGAUACUCCACUCGUCUUGUUGGAAAAUGGCAUUUGGGUUUUCACACUCGACUUCACACACCACUUAAUAGAGGAUUUGAUUCGUUCUUUGGCUAUUACAAUAGCUAUAUAUCGUAUUACGACUACCGAUAUUCUCAAGGAAACAUGUCCGGAUUUGAUCUUCAUCGAGGGGACUCUCCGGCACAUGGAACACCAAAUCAGUAUGUGACAGAACUCCUGACGAAUGAAGCACUCAAAAUAAUCGACAAUCAUGAUGUUAAUCAUCCUCUUUAUCUUCAACUGAAUCAUCUCGGAGUUCACGCCCCUCUAGAAAAAUCAAGCCGGACCAGUAAUUAUAAUGACGACAAGUUCGAGCACAUUGCCGAUAAAUCUCGAAAAACUUAUGCCGAAAUGGUUGUGGAAAUUGAUGAAUCUCUUGGUCAAAUUGUGUCAGCUUUAGGCGAUAGAGGAAUGCUGAAAAACAGUAUAAUUUUAUUUAUGACUGACAAUGGUGCACCCACCAUUGGAAAAUUCCGUAACUGGGGAUCAAAUUGGCCAUUAAGAGGGACUAAGUAUACACUUUAUGAGGGUGGAUUGAGAGGUGUUGCAGCAAUAUGGUCACCACGACUCCAGCGACCGGCCAAAGUUUCUAAUAAUUUAAUGCACGUGACAGAUUGGCUUCCAACUCUUUUUUCAGCAGCUGGCGGAAAUGUCCAAGAGCUGGGAGAAAUUGACGGUAUUGAUCACUGGCAACAUCUUAGCAACGACGAAAAAGCACCCCGCCACAAAAUACUUCUUAAUAUUGACGAAGUUUCGAAAACCGAAGCAGCUAUCAACAAACGCUACAAACUUGUGAGAGGCGUAUAUCAACAAGGAUAUUAUGACUCUUAUUACGGUGACAGUGGAAAAGACUUCUACAUUGGCGAAUAUAAUUAUACUUUGGUGCAUAGAAGCUCCGUCGCAACAGCAAUCAGUGCUCAUUUAGGUGAUCCUAUGACACAACCCAGCGUUAUGACUCAUCUUCGGGAAGAAGCAACUGUCUUAUGCAAUAAUUUGUUACAUAGAUCAUCACGUAGUAGAUCUCCAUGUGAAAAUGAUACUGAGUGCCUUUUUGAUAUUGUCAAUGAUCCUUGUGAAGAGAGAAACGUUGCAAAACAAUAUCCAAAGGAAAUGAGGGAGCUGGAUUUAAUGCUUCUAUCUUAUGGAAAUCUGUUAGUCCAUCAACCAAAAAAAACUAUUAUUGAUUGGUCAGCUGAUCCAAAAAGACGAAAUGAUACUUGGGAACCAUGGCUACACCCUAGCUACUUUGAAGACCAGUAUGGGUAUAAUAAAGCUGAAGCGAUUACAGUUAGCAUGUUUAUUUAUUACGUAGUCUUUGUAAUCUCUCAUUUCUACGCAUUAAUUUAAUUAUUUUUUCUGAAUUUGAAUUUAAAACAAUUGAGAAUCUUAAUGCAAUAACACGUUGAGAGUUCUGAGCCAAAGAUAACGCGACGUGGGUUUGGUGCAAAAUAUAAAAAAGUUUAAAUUGGAAUAAAAAAAAAUAUACAGUCAUGUAUAGAAUAAAAGAAUCUACAUUUUUUUUUCGAAUAAAUUUUUUUUUAUGAUCAUCAUCUAUUGUAUUACAAAUAAAAACUUUUUUUUUUAUAUAU